GGGAAAGCGCGUGCGGAAGUCGACGAGGUUGACGUUGUUGUGCGCGGCGACUCUCCGUCGUGCCUUGUCGCUGUAGGAAAGGACGCUGUCGGGGAAGCCGCCAGCAUGAAUGUGGGAGUAGCUCAUAGUGAGGUGAAUCCCAACACCCGAGUGAUGAACAGCCGGGGCAUUUGGCUGUCCUACUGCAUCUCAGUGGCUGCCCUCCAUGUCAUUCUUCUCAGCAUCCCCUUCUUCAGUGUCCCUGUGGUCUGGACUCUGACCAACGUCAUCCAUAACCUGGCAAUGUACUGGCUACUGCACACAGUGAAAGGAACGCCUUUUGAGACACCUGACCAGGGGAAGGAUCGCCUCCUCACACACUGGGAACAGAUUGACUAUGGUACACAAUGGACCUCCUCCCGCAAGUUCCUAAGCAUCUCACCAAUUGUGCUCUAUAUCUUAACCAGCUUUUAUACCAAGUAUGAUCCUGUGCACUUUGUAAUCAAUACCACCUCCUUGCUGAGCGUCCUUUUGCCCAAGCUGCCGCAGUUCCAUGGCGUCCGCAUCUUUGGCAUCAACAAAUACUGAAACAGUCUGAAUCUUGGUACUGCCGAGACUUUCUUCUUCCAAAGAAAAACCGCUCCUAGCAUUAAGAUCCUGUGGCAAAGACAUGAUCACACCAUUUGAAGCUCUGUACAACCAUGUCUGACUGAGUGGGGCGGAGAUAGCUCUAGUUGCUCACAGAACUGAGAACAGCAUUGAACUGUUUGUUCCUUGGAAGGCAAUUUCAACCAUUUUCCCUGUGGCUAAUGAACUGUUGGGCUGUUACCUCUUCUGGUGGAGUGAAACGAUAACUGAGCCCUCAGACGUGCAUGAAGUCUUCAGCUCUUCUGGCAAGACUUCUGUUUGAGAUGUUUCUGACUGGGAUCAGCUUCUGAGAAGGAGCCAUUCUGUGUAAACCCUUGUUUGUUUGUUCAUUCGUUCUUAGAAGUUCCCACUUCAAACAAGCUUGUGCUGCUGAGUUUUGUGUUUGUUCAAGGUGGGAAAGCCUCUGAAAGAGCUCUUACGAACAUGAACUAUCAUUCUGUGAUUACCUUAACUCUAAGGUUUACGCUCCUGAGCUCCACAAAUAUAUGUCUACUGCACUCCUUAAGUCAUUGUUCGUUAAGAAUAGAUCAGCUUUGACUAUAACUUUGUUCAUACUAGUGAAGUAUGAAUCCAGUAUGGAAGUUAGCUUCUGUGUCAUUUUUUAACUAGUCCUGGUUAUAAAGGAAAAAUGUAAGAUUGCACUAGUGUUGGAAUACUCAAAUUAAACUAUAGCUUUUGUCAGUG
Messenger RNA from Varanus komodoensis (Komodo dragon), 1311 nucleotides. It is a transcript of the gene ORMDL2, whose product is annotated as ORMDL sphingolipid biosynthesis regulator 2. The transcript is spliced from 4 exons. Gene Ontology annotation, cellular component: endoplasmic reticulum membrane. The record is from RefSeq and is a predicted model, not a curated record. Bases 106 to 567 code for a protein of 153 amino acids. Gene Ontology annotation, biological process: ceramide metabolic process; intracellular sphingolipid homeostasis; negative regulation of ceramide biosynthetic process. Lineage: Eukaryota; Metazoa; Chordata; Lepidosauria; Squamata; Varanidae.